Molecule: messenger RNA, 1180 nt
Organism: Petromyzon marinus (sea lamprey)
Lineage: Eukaryota; Metazoa; Chordata; Hyperoartia; Petromyzontiformes; Petromyzontidae
Product: pterin-4-alpha-carbinolamine dehydratase
Biological process (GO): tetrahydrobiopterin biosynthetic process
Molecular function (GO): 4-alpha-hydroxytetrahydrobiopterin dehydratase activity
Source: RefSeq, a predicted model, not a curated record
GUGUCACUCCGCCGCUCGCGUCCGCGGUGUCGCGGCGUUUGGAUCUCUCCCCCAUCCCACCCAUCCAUCAAUCCCAUCCCACUCCAUCCACCCAUCCCAUCCCAUCCCUCCCACUCCACGUGGCACGAGCGACUCGUCGGAUUCAGAUGGCUGGUCGUCCAGAGCGGCUGGGUCAGGCCGAGCGCGAGGCAGCGCUGCCCGAGUUAACCGCCUCGGGCUGGCUCGUGCAGGCCUCCAGGGAUGCCCUCCACAAGGAGUUUCUCUUCAAAGAUUUCAACCAGGCAUUUGGAUUCAUGUCGCGGGUCGCUCUUCAAGCAGAGAAAAUGGACCAUCAUCCCGAGUGGUUUAACGUUUACAACAAGGUGCAGAUCACUCUCAGCACUCACGACUGCGGGGGGCUCUCGGAGAGGGACGUACGCCUCGCCCGGUUCAUAGACAAAGCCGCAGCCUCAAUUUAAGCGUGACCCGGCCCUUCGGCCUUGUCUGUCCGGUGGUCGCCGAGCUGCAUUGGCUUACGGUUACCGAACGGAUAUGUUAUGAGGUCGCACUCAUUACACACAAAGUGCUUGCCACGAAUGAAUCACAACACCUUGCUGAUCUUGUCAAGGAGCAUGAAUCCUCACGUGAACUCUCACGGUCAUCCUCGCAGCAGCGGCUUUUGGCUGACCAUCGAACAAAGACAGUCGCUGCUGUCCGCGUGCUUCCAGAUGCGCUUCUGCAGCCGUCUGGAACGAUCUUCCUUCCAAUGUUAGGAAGCCACUGGAGCUAUCCACUUUUAAACCUUGAUUGAAAACUAAUUUCUUUAAAAUGGCUUUUUGUGUUUAGCUUGUUGUCCUUGCCACGCACCUCCAAUUAGCACGAUUGGCUAUGUAAGGUGCGAAAGAAAUUCAACGUACGUACAUACACACACGGUACUCACACCAAGGUCCGCACCAGAUGAGACGCGGGAAAAUGCUGAGCCCUCACGGUGGAGAUCGAGGCCAUCUCAUCCGCUGCCACCGAUGCCGCCGCAUCUUACCAUCGCUUCUUUCCACCUGCCGAAUGCCACGUACCCGUUAGUCGACACAUCGUCGACCAAGAUUUUUCACGUACGGUUGUCUGCAUUUUUCAUUUGAUGAGAAUUUGCGCUGUGUGGAAAGUGUGAAAGAUAUACCAAAUAAACAUUUCUCAUCGUGUGCAA